Messenger RNA from Tupaia belangeri chinensis (Chinese tree shrew), 817 nucleotides. RefSeq names its product melan-A (gene MLANA). The coding region runs from base 291 to 647 and encodes 118 amino acids. Lineage: Eukaryota; Metazoa; Chordata; Mammalia; Scandentia; Tupaiidae. The transcript has 4 exons. The record is from RefSeq and is a predicted model, not a curated record. Gene Ontology annotation, cellular component: endoplasmic reticulum membrane; trans-Golgi network; melanosome.
UCCAGCGACAUAGCUAUUACGCUAACUGCUGAUCCCUGUUUUGUAGUUUUUUGUUUAAAUUUAAUUUUCACAUAGUGGAAGGAGUGAGAAACUGGAGCUUUUUCUAAAGCCCUUGAUAUCAGUCGAAGGAGAUGCAAAUCCUCUUACAGAGAAACCACAGGGCACUGGCUGUUAGUCUUGGUUCCCUAGCAAAAAUAUCUCUUUGGGUCCUUCCAAUGAUUGAGAAUGUUUUGUCACACUAAGUGAUGCUCAUGUACUCCUAUUAGGUGUCCUGUGCCAAACUCCACAAGAUGCCAAGAGAUGACCCUCACUUCGUCUAUGGUUACUCUAGGAAGGGGCAUGACCGCUCCCACAUCACAGCUGAAGAGGCCGCUGGGAUUGGUAUCCUGAUAGUGAUCCUGGGAGUUUUACUGCUCAUUGGCUGCUGGUAUUGUAGAAGACGAAGAGGGUACAGAACUUUGACGGACAAAAGCCUUCAUGCUGGUACUCAAAGUGCCUUAAUGGGCAGAUCAUCACAUGAAGAGGUUUAUCAUCAGGACAGCAAACUGCCUUUUCAAGAGAAAAACUGUCAAUCUGCGGUUCCCAAUGCUCCACCUGCCUAUGAGAAACUCUCUGCAGAACAGUCACCACCACCUUACUCACCUUAAGAGCCAGCAAGGCACCUGAGAAAUGCUGAAAUGAUUUUCUUCACACUUUUGCUUAAACUUAAUAUAGACAUCCAAUAUUGCUUUGAAAUGCUGUAGGAACGAUGUACAUCACUUCUAAUAAUAAGCCAAUGUUAAAGUUUUAGUGGGGUAACUAGCCAGUAUUAAUCAAG